Funneliformis mosseae is the source of this 2040-nucleotide messenger RNA. Lineage: Eukaryota; Fungi; Glomeromycota; Glomeromycetes; Glomerales; Glomeraceae. The record is from the annotation of a GenBank genome assembly.
AUGCAUCCUUAUCAAACUCCCGCCGAACAAAAUUUAAGACAUGAUAAAACUAUAAACAGAAUAAUUCUCAACACAAUCAUACGUUCAUAUUCUCGUUCUUCCACUGCAUUGACACCACAAUUAGAUAAAACUUCUGAUGGAAGUUCUGUAAAUGCUACAAAAGUUCAUAACAAUCAAUCCGCAGUAUUUACGGAUAAUCCGGCCGAAGGUGAUAAUCAAAAGAUGGCAUUUCUAAGAAAACUCGUUCAAUCUCACGCUUUUCACUUUCCACUCUCUCAUAUCUUUCCUCGGUUCUUAUCAAAUGUGCCAUCUUCGAGAAUAUUCCCAACAGCGUCGUUUGAUCUUUUGAAACUUGAGGGUUUUUAUUAUUUAGAUAAGACUCACUUCAUUCCUAAAAUAGAGGCUCUCGGUCCUGCCAUCCUUUCCCUGCGUCCUCGUCGUUUCGGAAAGACAUUAUUCCUCUCUACUUUGUCCUCUUACUAUGAUGUAAAGAACAGAGAACGAUUUAAUCAAUUAUUCCAAGAUUUGUAUAUCGGAAAAAAUCCUACACCAUUAGCGUCUGAGUUCCUCGUUCUCAAUUUCAAUUUUGCUGGACUUCGCACUAACGGAUUGUACGAAAUCUUUCAAGAGAACUUUCACAAAACUUUGAAUAUGAAGAUUAAAAAGUUUAUGCCCCGAUAUAAACAAGAAUUAGGAAAUAAUCAUUUCCGAAUUGAUGGCGAAAAUGAUGCUUUGGUGAAUUUCAGGAUGUUACUGGACGCGGUGGAAUUGAGUGAUAACAAGCUCUAUAUUUGCAUCGAUGAAUACGAUGGUAGUAUGAACGAAGCCCUUAAAAACAAAACACUCCAUCAUCACAAAAUCGAAUUAAUUGAAAGUUCAUUUAAACAAUUCUUCAGUAUAUUGAAGACUGCUUGUGAUGAAAACAUAGCUCGUGUUUUCCUAACUGGUGUGACUCCUGUCGUUAUGGCUGAAUUCACCUCGGGUUUUAACAUUUCGGUAGAUUUGACGCUAGACGAAGAAUUUUGGGACUUGUAUGGAUUCAAGAAAUCGGAAAUUAAGAUUCUCUUGGAUAAGGCUUUUGGAAAUAAUUUAUCAGAUAAUAUUAAAGAGCAAAUAAUGUCAUGGUUAAAGGAGGAAAACGAUGGGUAUUUUUUUCACCGUGAUCAACCUGAAGGGAUUUUCAACACUGCACGUGUCUUGUACUCACUCAAUCGACGCCCUUUCAAUUCUGCAAAUGGCAUAGAACAACGAUUUCGACUCUCCAAUAUUCGCAAGCUAGCAACUGAUCGUAGCCCGUUAUUAUCAUUCAUGUUCUAUACUGGAGCCAUCACAUAUCAACCAAACCCAUCACCCGCAUCGUUACAACACAAUUUUCGAAUACCAAAUCGUAUUGCCGAGAGGGAGUUUAUCACAGAAGCGCUUAAGAUUUAUGACUGGAAAAAGGAGGAUUUAACACCUGUACGGAAUUGUUUGCAGAUUUUGGAGGCAGAAUAUAACAUUGAACCUCUUUGCCGAUUUAUAGAAAAAACUUUACUAAAGCCAUUAAAGGACAAUAGUGUUAAACAUUCAAACGAAGAGACAUUGAAACAAACUUUUAUGGAUACUUUAAUUCUUACUCUUCACGCGGACAUUGAGCCAGAAUUUCAGGUGUUUCCUCAAAGCUCGAAUUUUGGUGGAAAAGCAAUUGAUCUAGUGAAGACAAGUUCCGGAAAAAUGAUAGCAAUCGAAUUUGAUAAUAUCAAGAUGGAGAAUGUUAAAUUGGACGGAGCUCGAGGUAGUUGGCAGGAAGCAACUGAGGUUUCACGAUCAUUGUUGGAAAAAUCAGAGGAUGAAAUUUUAAACCUUGAAAUCAAAGAUAUAUACCGGCCAAAUCAAAAGACAGUUCGCGAAGCUUUGGAAUCAAAGAUUAAAAAUAAAAGCAACGAGUAUUUAGAUCCGUUAAAAAAACAACACGAUGCAGAGUUGAGCUGUAAUUUUAUUGUUUUGAGAGUAGGCUUGCAUCGUCUAAUUAGCAGCAGGGUUUAUUGUGUUGAUGAAUAA